Messenger RNA from Stylophora pistillata, 732 nucleotides. RefSeq lists its product as uncharacterized. The record is from RefSeq and is a predicted model, not a curated record. Lineage: Eukaryota; Metazoa; Cnidaria; Anthozoa; Scleractinia; Pocilloporidae.
AUGGAGUGGACAGAUGACCAUGACCACUCUCUCUGUCAAGAAAUUCUGGCUCUAGAGCCCUUCAAAACUAAAAAGGGAAGUAUCGCAAGAGGGCAGAUUUGGGAAAAAAUUGCCAGUAGUCUCAACUCCUUGAAAAUUCCAACAUUUAAAGUUAAUAAGCGCUCGAUGAGAGAGCGUUACACGCUACUCAUUGAAAAAUUAAAGAAAAAGUUAAAAGAAGAGAAAGAGGCCAGCGGAAUUGAGACUGACAUGAGUGACGUUGAGAAAGCUUUAGAGGAAAUACUGGAAAUGGAGGCUGAUGCUGAAAACAGUCUGGAAGUUGACAAGAAAAAGGAGGAUAAUGCCAGAGCUGGCGAGAAGCGGAAUAGAGCAAUGGAGAGCAUGCGUUCAACACAGAAAAGAAAGGAUGGUGAUGAAGUCGAGGACGUAGAGAAUGCACAACCUAAGCAAAAAGUCACAAGGAAUAGUGGUGGGGACACAGUGGCAUAUCUACGUGAGAAAAAUGAUAUGGUUCAGAAAUGGAAAGCUGAAGAGUUGAAAUUGCAGAUGCAGCGCCUGGACGUGGAGAGAAGAAAGCAAGUUGAGUCUCAAAAGCAACAUCAAGAAUUGAUGCAAAUGAUGGCCCAGCAAGUCCAGCAGCAACAGAAUCAAAUACAACAGUUUCAGCAGAUGUUUGCUGCCAUGCAACAACAGCAGUCUCAAAUCAUUUUGAGGCUUUUAGAAAAACAUUGA